Oryza brachyantha (malo sina) is the source of this 1223-nucleotide messenger RNA. Its product is annotated as C-factor. NCBI's taxonomy places the organism in Eukaryota, Viridiplantae, Streptophyta, Magnoliopsida, Poales, Poaceae. Bases 72 to 887 code for a protein of 271 amino acids. The transcript is spliced from 6 exons. The record is from RefSeq and is a predicted model, not a curated record.
CAACGACCCGCCAUUGCUGGCCCAACCGAACACUGUGAAGGAGAAGCGCAAGGGAAGCGAGAGCGGGAGCAAUGGCGGCGGCGAGGGCGUUCUCGUCGGCGGCAGCCUCCGGCGCCUGCGCCGGCGUGUCCAUGGUGCAGGGCGCGUCCCGCGGCAUCGGGCUCGAGUUCGUGAGGCAGCUGCUGGGGAGGAGCGACGGGGGCCGGGUCGUCGCGACGUGCCGCGCGCCGGAUUCAGCCGUGGAGCUCCAGAGGCUGAGGCAGGAGCACGCGCGGCGGCUCACCGUGCUGCCGCUGGACGUCACUGACGAGAGCUCCAUUGAGGCGGCUGCGACCUCAAUAGGAGAGACUCAUGGAUCUCUGAACCUGCUGAUCAAUGCAACCGGAAUACUUUCAGUUCCAAAUGUGAUACAUCCAGAGACCACAUUGAGCAAAGUUCAGAAAUCAUCCCUGCUACUGGCAUAUGAAGUGAACGCUGUCGGCCCUAUUUUAGUUAUCAAGCAUAUGUGGCCAUAUCUGAAGGCCGGUGGUCGCUCUGAGACAGGGAGAGGGUUUUCACUGGUUGCAAACAUGAGUGCCAGAGUUGGUUCAAUUGGAGACAAUGGUCUGGGAGGCUGGCAUUCAUACAGAGCUUCUAAAACAGCGCUAAAUCAAUUAACAAAGACUGUAUCAGUUGAGCUGGGCAAGAAGGACAACAUUGCCUGCAUCCUGCUGCAUCCAGGAACUGUGGACACUGACCUCUCGCGUCCUUUUCAGAAGAACGUCCCCAAGGACAAGCUCUUCACAAGGGAGUUCUCUGUUCAGAAGCUACUGUCAAUCAUCGACAAUGUUAAGAAGAGCGACAACGGCAAGUUCUUUGCUUGGGAUGGCCAAGAAAUCCCAUGGUGAUAUCAAUCAGCACUUGAUCAGAGCAAGUGAGCAACAGUGUCCAAAUCUUGUGCUCCAUAUUGUCGCAUUUACUGUGUUUUCACCAAAUAGAUUGUGUGGACGUUCGAUUUGAAUUCUGUCCAAAGCUAAGGAUUCAAGAUGAUCUGAAAAGAUGCAGAUAAAACCCAAAAUCUUUCUUCUUUUUUUAACUUCCUUUUUAGAUACAAACAAAUGGUCGAUGUAUUUUUGUUUUGUCACUGAUAUCACACGAGUGUAAUUAUCUUAUAUGCAACGUAUUUCUGAUUUCUGAGGACGCAUGUGCUGAAACUUGCGGUCAAUUUAUCAACUGCAUUAUAU